UGCGCAAUGCUGUAUUGAUCCUGCGGAUUGGAGAUGCACGUACCAGCAUCCAGUGGUCCGGCGGCUGUACACAAUGUCAUUUCUGUUCGACGUUCUUCCGGUAUUUCGCGAGCGAGACGAUCCGCGCAAGUAAUGGAAGACCAGACCAAAGCCUGACUCGUAUCACUGAUUGAUAAACGCGCGUGAGAGAUCGGACGUAUUUAUCAGAGCAGAUUAUGAUAAACAAGAAGGACAGAGGAUAAAGGUGCCGUAUUCAGAGAAAGCGAGAAAUCCGAGGAAAGUGAAGCGCAAGAUAAUUUUGAUGAUCUCUAUCUAAUCACACGUUAGCAAUAAAAAAUGAUAUUCCCUUUAAUCAUUCUGAUCCUUUCGGUGGGAAUCUGCUAUAGCAAUCCAGAUGCUAAAAGACUUUACGAUGAUCUACUCUCAAAUUACAAUCGGCUCAUUCGACCUGUAUCCAACAAUACCGACACUAUUAUUGUAAAACUAGGUCUCCGUCUCUCGCAGCUGAUAGAUCUCAAUUUAAAAGAUCAAAUCUUAACGACGAAUGUCUGGUUGGAACAUGAAUGGCAAGACCAUAAGUUCCAGUGGGAUCCUUUGGAAUACGGGGGUGUCACUGAACUCUACGUGCCUAGCGAACAUAUAUGGCUACCCGACAUUGUUCUUUAUAACAACGCGGACGGAGAAUACGGUGUGACAACAAUGACUAAGGCUGUUUUGCAUUACACCGGCAAAGUUCUUUGGACACCUCCCGCAAUUUUUAAAUCUUCCUGCGAAAUAGAUGUUAGAUACUUUCCCUUCGACCAACAAACCUGUUUCAUGAAAUUCGGCUCAUGGACAUAUGAUGGCUUUCAAAUCGACUUGAAGCAUAUUAAUCAAGAUGUAGGCGACCAAGUCAAAGUAGGUAUCGAUUUACGCGAAUAUUAUCCAAGCGUGGAAUGGGACAUACUAGGUGUCCCUGCGGAACGUCACAAGAAGUAUUAUCCUUGUUGUCUCGAACCGUAUCCCGAUAUCUUCUUCAACAUAACUUUACGUCGAAGAACAUUGUUCUAUACGGUGAAUCUCAUAGUGCCAUGCGUCAGUAUCUCUUAUCUAUCGGUGUUGGCUUUCUAUUUACCGGCCGAUUCCGGAGAAAAGAUCGCGCUCUGUAUUAAUAUCCUACUAUCCCAGACUAUGUUUUUCCUACUGAUAUCCGAGAUUAUACCAUCCACGUCUCUAGCACUGCCGUUGCUUGGCAAGUAUUUACUUUUCACGAUGAUCCUGGUCGGUUUGUCGGUCGUGAUAACGAUCAUUAUUUUAAACGUGCAUUACCGAAAACCGAGCACUCACAAAAUGGCACCUUGGGUAAGAAAAAUUUUCAUCAGAAAAUUGCCGAAACUACUUCUGAUGAGAGUGCCCGACGAUAUUCUCAGUGAUCUCGCCGCGCACAAGAUACACGGAAGAGGAAGAUCCGGAAAGAAGAGUAAGUUCAAUGCCGCUAUUGCAGCGGCAGCGCAAUCGUCAUCGAUAAUAUCUUCGCCAGAUUCUGCCCGCCAUCAACGAAUCGAUGGUUGUAACGGUUUACACAGGACAACUGCCCAUAAUCGAUUUUUAGUCGGCAGUUUAGGAUAUAACGGGCUUCCAACAGUUAUGUCCGGUCUCGAUGAAUCAUUAAGUGAUGUAACGCCAAGAAAAAAAUAUCCUUUCGAAUUGGAAAAAGCUUUACAUAAUGUCAUGUUCAUUCAGCAUCAUAUACAACGCCAAGACGAAUUCAAUGCGGAAGAUCAAGAUUGGGGUUUCGUCGCAAUGGUUCUCGAUCGUCUCUUCCUAUGGAUCUUUACGAUAGCCUCCAUAGUUGGAACUUUUACAAUUCUAUGCGAAGCACCUGCACUUUACGACGACACAAAGCCGAUCGACACGAAAUAUUCCUCAGUUGCUCAACAACAAUUCUUCCCACCCGAAAUCCAGGAAACUACUUUACUGGAAACUAUCGGGUAGACAUUCAUAGAAUGAUAGUCGAGAUAUAACGGUGGUAUUUCAUUCGCACACCAAAGUCUACCUGUAUAUAGGACAAGUUUCAUGCUCCAAUUAAUAUCUUCCCGAAGAGCAAUCGAUUCAUAUAUAUGUAGCGUAGUUUUUCGACAAAUUAUAAACAAAACUUUUUUCAUUACAAACAAGAACAUAUAUAUACUCGAGUUUGUUCGAUAUACUGUACGCAUUAGAAACAAAAAUAAAAACUAAAAAAUCAAAAAGUAAA
Messenger RNA from Formica exsecta, 2233 nucleotides. RefSeq names its product acetylcholine receptor subunit alpha-L1 (gene nAChRalpha2). Gene Ontology annotation, cellular component: synapse; postsynaptic membrane; neuron projection. Lineage: Eukaryota; Metazoa; Arthropoda; Insecta; Hymenoptera; Formicidae. The record is from RefSeq and is a predicted model, not a curated record. Gene Ontology annotation, biological process: regulation of membrane potential; chemical synaptic transmission; monoatomic ion transmembrane transport. Gene Ontology annotation, molecular function: acetylcholine-gated monoatomic cation-selective channel activity; transmembrane signaling receptor activity. Bases 337 to 1974 code for a protein of 545 amino acids. The transcript has 9 exons.